UUUCCCUUGCUUGCGAGAAAAAAGUCGCACUUUUUUUCCCUUGGGAAAAUAAGUUGCGCAUGCGCCCAAGUAUCUGUCAUAGCCAAACUUGUGUAUGCACGAUCGUGUUUUUAGCUGCUGUCAGUUGUUGUCAUUUGUCACGAACUUAACAUUCUCUUCAAUAAAAAAAAUACUAAACAGUGAUAAAUUUUUUUAAUUAUAAAUUCAAAUAUGAGCUCUUCCGAGAGUUUGGGUUCAAGUGAUGACGAUACAGCCAUGAAUGUCGAAAAAGAAGCUCGGUUAGUAGAAAACAAACUAAUUGCUAAUAAAUCAAGUGCAGUGUACAAUCUUUGCUAUCAAAAUUUUGUCAAGUGGAAAGAGGAUAAAAAAAUUAAAGAAAUAACAGAGAGCGUGUUGCUCGUCUAUUUCAAUGAAUUAACAAAAAGCUUGAAACCGUCUACGCUCUGGAGUCGAUGGUCGAUGUUAAAAACCCAACUUAAUCUCAAACAUUCAAUUAACAUUGACACUUUUCACAAACUUAAAACUUUGUUAAAAAAUAAUGGUAAAGGGUUUAAACCUAAGAAGUCUAAAGUUUUAUCGAUGAAUCAGAUUAAAACAUUUCUCAAUGACGCUACUGACGAGAUUUAUCUGGCUAUGAAGGUGAUACUAAUAUUCGGUUUUUGUGGGGCGUUGAGGUCUGGCGAAUAUUGCUCAAUCAAAACUUAUGAUGUAGAAGACACCGGAUCUCGAUUUAUCGUUAACAUCCAAGAUACAAAAAAUUAUUACCCGCGUUCAUUUGUUAUUCAAGAUGAAUACAGUGAUACAGUUCGUAAGUAUGUUGCUUUACGACCCGAAAACACGGAAUUAGACAGAUUCUUCAUACUCUACGAUAAAGGAAUAUGUAAACGUCAACCAAUAGGAAAAAAUACUAUAACUGAAGUACCUAAAAAAAUUGCUGAAUUUUUAAAAUUACCGGAUGCGUCGAGUUACACAGGCCACUGUUUCAGACGGACCUCAGCGACGUUACUCGCAAAUGCCGGUGCAAGUCUCACUACCCUCAAACAGCACGGUGGGUGGAGGUCGAGUACCGUUGUUGAGGGGUACAUUGAAAAUUCUCUGUGCAACAAAACAAAAAUAUUCAAUCAGAUUGUUAAUUCUAGUGAAAAUGUAUUAACAGUACGGCCAAAUAAUUCCUUGAACACAACGACAAAAGAUCAGAAUUACUCAAGACCUUCGACUUCAACUUCGAAUGUUUCACCUGUGGCUAAAUCGACAAUUAGUAGUAGCAACGCGAAUAAAGAAAAUUUACCAGCUGCAAUAACAAAUACUGUGAAUCAAAACGAAUCCACUGAAUCAUCAUUCGAUUUUCAAAAUGAACCAGUAACUGAAAAUGACAUCAUUUGGGACGAAGAAUUCGACAAUUUGGAGUUUGAUUAUCAAUUUUCGCCUAUUCCAGACGUCGAUCCCAAUUUAAAAUCUACGAACCAAGAAAAAUUACCAGCGAAAAGUAAAAGUUCGAAUAAUUCAACUGAUACAAAAUCAUUAGGAGAAGUUAACAUGAACAAUCCGAUAAUAAAAAUUAAUAACUGUAAAAUUAUGAACGUUACUAUUAAUUACUCAAAAUAAUAAAAAAUGUGAUCUUAACUACUAUUUUAUUGGAGUUAUUACUAGUUUGGAAAUUUUAAUUAACAUUGUUAUUUUACUCCUAAUUAAUGUUACUAUUAUUGUGUCUCAUUUUAUAUUCAUUGCUAUUAUUGCUACUGCGGUUAUUACUACUAAUAAUAUUAUUAAUAUUAUUAGUAUUAUUACUAUUAUUUUAAUUAUUACUUGCAAUAUUAUUUAAUU
Messenger RNA from Microplitis mediator, 1824 nucleotides. RefSeq lists its product as uncharacterized. The record is from RefSeq and is a predicted model, not a curated record. Gene Ontology annotation, molecular function: DNA binding. Lineage: Eukaryota; Metazoa; Arthropoda; Insecta; Hymenoptera; Braconidae. Gene Ontology annotation, biological process: DNA recombination; DNA integration. The transcript is spliced from 2 exons. The coding region runs from base 211 to 1605 and encodes 464 amino acids.